This is a messenger RNA of Colletes gigas, 489 nucleotides long. Its product is annotated as secreted RxLR effector protein 161-like. The record is from RefSeq and is a predicted model, not a curated record. Bases 1 to 489 code for a protein of 162 amino acids. Lineage: Eukaryota; Metazoa; Arthropoda; Insecta; Hymenoptera; Colletidae. The transcript is spliced from 2 exons.
AUGUCGCAGCAAAAAUACACGGAAGACAAAUUAUGUAAAGAAGCGUUGCCCAAGUUAAAGGAUGAAGUAACUCAAAUACAAACAUUACCUUAUAGAUCGUUGGUGGGUGCACUGAUGUAUCUAGCGAUUGCCAUAAGACCGGAUAUAGCUUACGCUGUUAGUGUCUUAAGUAGAUUUAAUGAGAGUUAUGGAAAACCCCAUGCAGCAAACAGAGUACUUCGGUAUUUAAAGGGAACAAGUAAAUACCAAUUGGUAUUUAAAAGAAAUACAAAAGAUUUAGCUGGAGUUGUUGAUUUCGAUUGGGCAAAUGAUGUUGACGAUAGAACAUCUUACACGGGAUCCGUUUUUAAAUUAGCAGGAACAGCAAUCGUCCGGGAAUCAAAAAAGCAAAAGAGUGUUGCUUUGUCCAGUAUGGAGGCUGAGUACAUGGCAUUAACCGAAGCUGCCAAAGAAGCCACAUAUUUAAACAAUUUUUUCACGGAAUUAUGA